Molecule: messenger RNA, 2043 nt
Organism: Oncorhynchus kisutch (coho salmon)
Lineage: Eukaryota; Metazoa; Chordata; Actinopteri; Salmoniformes; Salmonidae
Product: basic salivary proline-rich protein 3-like
Exons: 2
Coding region: 628-1179 (183 amino acids)
Source: RefSeq, a predicted model, not a curated record
CACUUCAGUCUAUGUCAUGGAAAGAGCAGGUGUUCCUAAUGUUUGUGCACUCAGUGUAUUUACGACUGUGUCAGGGCUGCAAUUUUGUGUUUGUGUGUGUGUGUUUUUAGAGCAGGGUUGGAUCAACUUGGAUGGAUGUAGACCCAACAUGAGUUAGGAAUUUUUUGCAGACAGUUGUGAGGAGGAGAUACGAGGGCGCCAGCCCUCCAAGGCUCAGAGCACCUUGUUUCAAUUUGCGCUCAGAGUGACUAAUAACAUUCCAAUCAAGUUAUUAUUGCUCCAUUAUUGUCUGGCAGGUGGCCUGCUGCAGUCAAGACAGUACAGAGCAGAGCAGAGCGGGAGGGACCAGGGGAUAGAAUGGUUCGCCUCUAGCCAUCUUAGCAGUUAGCACCCCACCGCCCUACACCAGACACCAAGACCAGAUGAAUCUAUCGUCACACUGCUCCCAGUCCAACCUUCCAAGGGUCUUUCUCUCCCACUUUCUCUAUUCUUCUCUCUCAGGGCAGUCUGCUCAUUCUCUCUCUCUCUCUCUCUCUCUCUCUCUCUCUCUCUCUCUCUCUCUCUCUCUCUCUCUUUGACCCAGGCUCAUCAUCCCACUCUUCCUUCUCUCCUGCCCUCCCUGCAGACAUGGCCACGGUCCUUAUCAAAUGCACUCCCCCUGGAGAACCAACCCUACACCAGAGAUUGAACGGGACUCCCGCCCAGGCAAACCGGCGACCCAGGGACUCCCGCCCAGGCAAACUGGCGAACCAGGGACCCCCGCCCAGGCAAACCGGCGACCCAGGGACCCCCGCCCAGGCAAACUGGCAAACCAGGGACCCCCGCCCAUGCAAACCGGCGACCCAGGGACCCCCGCCCGGGCAAACCGGCGACCCAGGGACCCCCGCCCAGGCAAACCAGCGACCCAGGGACCCCCCGCCCAGGCAAACCGGCGACCCAGGGACCCCCGCCCAGGCAAACCGGCGACCCAGGGACCCCCGCCCAGGCAAACCGGCGACCCAGGGACCCCCGCCCAGGCAAACCGGCGACCCAGGGACCCCCGCCCAGGCAAACCGGCGACCCAGGGACCCCCGCCCAGGCAAACCGGCGACCCAGGGACCCCCGCCCAGGCAAACCGGCGACCCAGGGACCCCCGCCCAGGCAAACCGGCGACCCAGGGACUCCCAUCAUCUGUUAUGAAAAAAUAAUAAUAUACUGAACAAAAAUAUAAAUGCAACAUGCAACAAUUUCAAAGUUUACUGAGUAACAGUUCAUACAAGGAAAUCAGUCAAUUUAAAUAAAUGCAUUUGGCCCUAAUCUAUGGAUUUCACAUGACUGGAAAUACAGAUAUGCAUCUGUUGGUCACAAAUACCUUCAAAAAAUAAGGGGCGUGGAUCAGAAAAUCAUUCAGUAUCUGGUGUGACCACCAUUUGUCUCAUGCAGCGCCACACAUCUCCUUCUGAUAGAGUUGAUCAGGCUGUUGAUUGUGGCCUGUGGAAUGUUAUCCCACUCCUCUUCAAUGGCUUUGUGAAGUUGCUGGAUAUUGGCGGGAACUGUAACACGCUGUCAUACACAUCGAUCCGGAGCAUCCCAAACAUGCUCAAUUGGUGAUAUGUCUGGUGAGUAUGCAGGCCAUGGAAGAACUGGGACAUUUUCAGCUUCCAUUAUCAUGCUGAAACACAAGGUGAUAGCAGUGAAUGAAUGGCACGACAAUAGGCCUCAGGAUCUUGUCACGGUAUCUCUGCAUUCAAAUUGCCAUCGAUAAAAUGAAAUUGUGUUUGUUUUCCUUAGCUUAUGCCUGCCUAUACCGUAACCCUUAAAUUAACAUUUUUGGUAGAUAGAUUCAUUAUUUUAACAUCUCCAGAGUUCACUCUAACGUAGUCUAUUAACUAGAACGGGCAAGUUAUCUUUUCGGCGUAGAGAGCAUUUUGCUGUUGUAAAACAAAUUUUCACCAAUUCUAUGCAUUUUGCCAUUCGAAAGGCUAUGUUCUUCUGCUCAAAUAUUAUAAUAAAAUCAAUGGGUAUGUGGCCUGAAUGCCUGUUUAAUUAAACAAAUAUAUAUUA